This is a messenger RNA of Anthonomus grandis grandis, 1614 nucleotides long. RefSeq names its product fatty acyl-CoA reductase wat-like. Gene Ontology annotation, biological process: long-chain fatty-acyl-CoA metabolic process. Lineage: Eukaryota; Metazoa; Arthropoda; Insecta; Coleoptera; Curculionidae. The record is from RefSeq and is a predicted model, not a curated record. The coding region runs from base 29 to 1552 and encodes 507 amino acids. Gene Ontology annotation, molecular function: alcohol-forming very long-chain fatty acyl-CoA reductase (NADP+) activity. The transcript has 8 exons. Gene Ontology annotation, cellular component: peroxisome.
UCGGAUUUAAAAAUCAUUCUAUUACGAAAUGGCACUCAAUUUGGAGGAAUCGAAUAUACAAAGGUUUUAUAAGAGUAGUACAGUUUUUUUGACGGGGGCCACUGGAUUUAUUGGAAAACUAUUACUCGAGAAAAUCCUUCGAGCUCUUCCUGUAAAUAAAGUGUAUAUUUUAGUGCGUUCCAAAAAGGAUGUCCCUGGAGCCAAACGACUUUUAAACCUAUUUCAGUCGCCUGUAUUUGAUUUGUUGAAAAGAAGUAAUGCAUCUUUGUUAGAAAAAGUAUCAAUUAUGGACGGUGAUCUUUCUCAACCGAUUCUUGGUUUAAGCAAGGAAAAUCAACAAACAAUUAUUGAUGAAGUUGAUGUGAUCUUCCAUUGCGCCGCUACUGUGCGCUUCGAUGAACAUUUGAAAAAGGCAACUACAAUAAAUAUAAAAGGAACUAAAGAAUUAAUUGAUUUGGCUAAGAAAAUUACAAAACUAAAGACGUUUAUGUAUAUGGGAACAGCAUUUUCAAACUCCUAUCAAAAAGAAAUCGAAGAGAAAAUUUAUCCUACAAAAAUCACUGCUGAAAACUUAAUUAGUAUGUGUAAUAGUUUAGAUGAGGAAUAUCUUGACGUUUUAGCGAAAAGCUUGACAGCUGGCUGGCCUAAUACUUAUACAUUUACUAAACAAGUGAUUGAAGAUUAUAUCCAAAGAGAAGCAACUGAAUUACCUAUUUGCAUAUGCCGACCUAGUAUCGUUCUAUCAACAGCAUCAGAACCAGUUGAAUCUUUUACCGAUAAUGUGUUUUCACUUGGUGGUCUCUCAGUGUUAGGCGGAUUGGGAAUUUCCAGAAUUAUGUAUUUUCGAAAUAUUGACACUCAAAUAAUUCCUGCUGAUUUUGUUGUUAAUGAAUGUAUUGCAGCUGGGUGGCUAACAGGAGAAAACUUUAUCAAGAAACAAUUUACCAAUAUCCCAGUUUACAAUAUAACUAAUGGUCGGGAUAAUCCUAUAAACCAAAGCUAUAUAUUCGAAAAGAUGUAUUCGGAGAUCCGCAGAAAUUUCGCUACAAAAAAAAUGAUCGCUUAUCCAAUGGUGUUUUCAACAAAAUUCAAAUAUAACUAUUUAAUUUGGAGGUUUUUCUUACACACAAUGAUCGGCUAUUUUUUUGACCUUAUAAGAAAAAUUCAGGGAAAAAAACCAAGGUUUGUUGCAGCUAUGAAAAAGCUAAAUACAUUCCAAGAUGCCUAUAUUUUCUUCCUGACGACAGAAUUUUUAAUGGAUACGCGUAAUACGGCAAAUCUGUUAAAAAAAAUGUCAUGUAAAGACAAAAAAUUGUUUAAUUUCGAUGUAAAAACUUUGGAUUGGGAGUCUUAUUUUACGGAAUAUGUCAAAGGCCUAAGAUUUUAUUUAUUAAAAGAGAGUAUAGAUACGCUUCCUGAAGGACGAAGACAUAAUGAUUAUUUGAAGAAAGUUAUGAUAGCAGUCGUAUUUUUAAGUAUAUUUCUUGUUUACGUUGUAGGCAAAAUUUUACUGUUUAGAUUAAUACCGCUAGUUUUUGGAUUACUUGCAUAGCAUUUAUACAUUUUUAAUUUAUAAAAAAAAUUAAGAAAAAUAAACAAGAUAUGUAUUAGAAA